AUGGAUCAAAAGUCAAAUAUAAAUUUAUUUCAUCCAGCAUUAAUUAAUUUAACUACACAUUUAUUUUAUAAUAUUAUUGAGCAUAGAAUUAAUGCACAAAAUUUUAAAUGUUUAGGAUUACAAUCUAUUGAUUAUGAACAAAAAGAAAAUCAAAUUGAAGUUGUAUUACAAUUUGAUAUUAUUUCAUCAUCAUCAGCAUCAUCGUCUACAUCAAGAAAUAACUCCUUAGGGAAUAAUAAUAAUAAUACAUAUACAGAAUGUGAUUAUACAAAUCUGUUUGGUGAUAAAUUAGCAGAACAAAUAACUUCAAAUGAAAGAAAAUCUCCGUUCGUAACAAUCGUGGUUUGUUGCUGUAUACUGACAACAUUUUUUCUACUGGUUCUUUUUCUCCGAUGUCGGAGUUUCAUUCGACGUAAACAAUUAUUGAAAAGAAGAAGAAAUCCUAAAUACUUAUAUUGUUCUAAAUAUCCUAAAUCAAAACCUAUUAAUCAUUGUUAUAUUAAAGCUAAUAAUUCAUGUUAUUGGUCACCAACUAAACCUAAACAUAGUCAUUCAUUUUCAGUAUGGUCUGAAGGUCAACCAUUAAAAUAUCAUCAGAAUAAACAUCGAAUAUCUUCUACUUCAUCACUGAAUCAAUCUAAUUUAAUGGUGAAUUCAUCACAAUCUCAUUUUCAUCCAAAUAAUCAUUGUAUAAAAGAUCCAAAGUUUAUUCAUCGUCAAUCUAAUUCAUCAGCUAAUGUAAUUAAUAAUAGUAAUGAACGUAAUUUUAUGAAAUAUAAUUAUCAUCAACAUGAUGAAAUAUAUGGAAUGAGAAAUCAUAUGAAUAAUGGUUAUUUAGAAUAUAGUAAACGAAUAAAUAAUGCCAAAUCAACAAUGUUUCCAAAUUCUCAAAGGUUAAUAGUGCCAUCAAAACAAUCAAAUCCUUCAGCUAUAGGAAAUCAAUCAAUGUUUUUCAAUUCACAAAAAAUAACAAAUGAAAAUGAUAUUACAGAUUCUGAAACUCCUACUACUGAAUUUACUGAAAGUUCAAAAUCACAUAAAAGUAUAUCACAGAUUAAUGUAUAUCGAAAAGGUAGAAGUUUAAGUCCAGCUGAUAUAACUAAUUUCAAAGAAUCAAAAUUUCAUUUCAGUCCAAAACCACGUUUUUCAUUAGCUGAAUCUGAUGAAAUGAAUAAUCAACCUAUUGAAAAUAGUCAAUCGUCCGGUUUUCGUGAUGUGAUUAUUGACUGUAGUUCACUGGAAAGUGCUAUCAGUUAUCCAGUACAAAACUCUUGUUCACAUUUGAAUGACAAUAAAAACCUAGACAGUUCAUUAGAGAGUCGAAGUUUGAUGUCAGUUUACCUAAAUGAUGUUGCACAAAAAACCCGAAUUAUCACUCCUACAGUUACGAUUACUACUACCAACAUCAAUAAUACUGUUAGUGAAAAUAACACUAGUACUAUUCACAAUAUCUCUUUGAAUAAUAGUAAUUAUAAUAAUGUUAUCACAUUAUCCCCAUUAAAUCUUCCAAAAAUUGACACAGGUAUUUUCAGUGAUGAAUUAUACAAUACUGAAAAAAUGAAUUCAUUUGAAAGUAAUCAAUUAACCUAUUCUACCAAUACUGAUCAUAAUCAUAUGGAUCAGCAUAAUAAUUUCACUUAUGACUUACAAUCACCAGUGUUUAAAGAAAAACCUAAACGUCCAGUUCUAUGCUUAUUUAGUGCAAAUAAAUAUAAUCAAAAAAGACAUCUUAAACGUAACAACUCAAUCAGCAAUGAUGAUAGUAAUGAUGAUACUAAUGUUGAUGAUGACAACAAUAAUGGUAAUAUUCAUGAUACUAAACAAGAUAUUGAUGUAAGACGUUUACGUCAAGGUAAAAAUAUUUCCACUACAAAAUUAUCAGUUACUAAUCAAAUUAAUAGAAUCAUUGGAAGUAGUAAUAAUAUCAAUAAUAAUGAUAAUAUUUGUAAUCAUAAUUUAAAUUCAUUAUUAUGUAAUACAAAUGAAUGUAAAAGUUGUGUAAAUUUACAAGCAUAUGAAUUAUCACAAGAUCGUUAUCGUAAUCCAAGUAGUGGAUCAACUGUUAGUCAAAUACCAAGAUCUGAUUUACCAGAUGUUUACCUGAAUCCACCAUCAAUGUCGACUCUACAGUCUCAACGGAGCAGUUUAUGUGGCAGAAGUAGGAUGGAAUUGUUAUAUGUGGAUAAUGAACUAGAUAGAACCAACAAUCCCAGAUGCAAACUUAGUACAAAUGGAAUAAUUAGUUCAUCAAACUUGGGAGAAAAUUUAUCAGACGUGAUUGACUCUGAUCACCGUUUCUCUGUGCAGCAUACAAAUGGAGCAGGUGACAAUUGGAGCUUGGUCGAUGAGUUGGUUAUUUUUCCUCAACCACAAACUCUUGGAUUGGUACGUAAUCAAACGUUUAAUGCAAGAAACACAUAUCAUCAACCAUUACCCCAAUCAUCUUCAAAUUUGGUUCCAUCCUUUUUUAAACCAUAUCAGCUAACCGAUGAUAAUUUCGGUAAUUUACCAGUUAAAGAUAAAGAACAUCACAUUAGUAUACAACAACAACUUAGACGGGCAUUAAGUUUAUCAUCUAGACGUAAAUCACCUCGUUCAUUAAAUGAAGAAAUCCAAUCAAUCAUGGAUAAACACUACGAAAUGACAGGAAUUAGAAUGACAAUUGGUAGUGGAUCAUCGCAGAAGAAUUCAACGACUACCAAGUCAUAUAUAAAUUUAUUUGGAUUACAGACAGGCAAUAAAACCCAACCAUCCAGACCAAGAAAACGUCGAUGUAGUUGGACAUUCACUAAAGAUAUUACUAAUGAAUUUCAAACAAGUUUAAAAAAUGUUUCAAGUGCAUUACAUUUAGAUUGUCCUACAUUUGAUCUCUUUCAAAAAUUUAAACAUAAUCGUGAUAAACCAUCUGUACUUGAAUCAUUAUCUAUGACUGCAUUACCAUGUCUUAUCCCAUUAAGACCACGUAUUCAAUCUGAUAUAACAAAUGAUAUGACUUCUACUAAUGAAGAAUUAAUUACCAAACAAUCUAAACAAAAAUUUCAUUCUGAUUUAUAUAAUAUAAAAUUAAUUGAUUUCAAACGAAAUAGUAUAGGAAUAAAUGAUAAAAGUGUCAUUCUAUUUGGAAUACAAAAAAACAAUAAUAUUAGACUUGUUAAAAGUAAUUGGAAUUUGACUAAUCUAUAAAUCAGUGACAUAACAUGACUUCAUUACAUCAUUAAUUCAUAUACAAUUUGCAGCAUACUAUGUAGAGAUACCCUUUUUGUUGUUGUUGUUGUUGUUGUUUUGAAAUACCCAAAAGAUACCAUUGUACAAAAUCUUUCAAUGUUUUAUGAAUGAUCUUCCCUUCAUAUGAAUUAUGUUAUUCUUCAACUUGUUCAUCAUUUCUAUGAUCCAUUAUUUUAGAUUAUUAUUCAGCGCGGUAUUCAAUAUUAUAUCUUGUCAUAAUAUAGUUGAUCUUCUUUUUAUGUAUUUCAUUUAUGGUUGUAUAUAAUUUUUAAAUAAACUAUGAAAUUUCAAUUUAU
Schistosoma haematobium is the source of this 3521-nucleotide messenger RNA. RefSeq lists its product as uncharacterized. Lineage: Eukaryota; Metazoa; Platyhelminthes; Trematoda; Strigeidida; Schistosomatidae. The coding region runs from base 1 to 3183 and encodes 1060 amino acids. The record is from RefSeq and is a predicted model, not a curated record. The transcript has 7 exons.